Molecule: messenger RNA, 6823 nt
Organism: Zootermopsis nevadensis
Lineage: Eukaryota; Metazoa; Arthropoda; Insecta; Blattodea; Termopsidae
Gene: Pld
Product: Phospholipase D
Biological process (GO): intracellular signal transduction; phosphatidic acid biosynthetic process; regulation of vesicle-mediated transport
Cellular component (GO): intracellular membrane-bounded organelle
Molecular function (GO): D-type glycerophospholipase activity; phosphatidylinositol binding
Source: RefSeq, a predicted model, not a curated record
AGGGCAAGUAUGGAGCCGCUGCGGAUUAUGACGACAGCCGAGGCCACAAGGGACGCUACGCGCAAGACGACUAUUACGACGAUAAGACUGGGUACAAUCAGCAACGUGGAGGGGAAAGUUUCGGGAGGAACAAAGAAGCCGACCGUCAGUACCACAAAGCUGCGGAAGAGUAUAGCAGGCCUGCUGUAGUUGGAGGUUAUGUGACCCCAACUGGUAUUUACAACUACGACAGGCAAUUAGAUUAUUACAACCCCAAAGCCUCUCAUACAGCAGCAAGUUAUCCAGUGCCAUAUAACAAUUUUUAUAAAGAUAGAGUAGGACAAUCUGCGUCUGUUGGUGAUUCCGUAUAUAAUGGCCCUAUAAAGGGAAAAGGUUAUGCAGAAUACGUAGAUUCAGGUGCCAGCAAUUAUUAUCCGGGAAACAGGGGUGAAAUUAACGGAUAUGACGAACCGAGUUAUUACAGUUCCAUUAAUUAAUACAAUUUGUUAACAGUUUGAAUAGUAAUUAUUAACCAAUGAAAAUAUACACACAACGACCAAGCGCGGACAUCAAAGUACCAUGGAUUACUUCCUGUCUUUUCCAUGGAAACUAGCACAAACUUGUUUUCUUUUCCAAGAGAGAGCGCUACAUUCAGAACAGACAAGUCAGGCAACGCAGUUGCUGUAAUCGAGUUAAAUGAUGUGUUACGUAAGUGAUUAGUGCUGCUGUGAACGUUGGAGGGUGAUGUAAAGUUGCGUGUUGUUAACGACCUACAACAUGUUGCUGCGGUAAUUAAAUAGUGACAUGUUGAUAAAAGUGCAUUUUAUUUCAGUUAUAUGCAGUGGAUCUACUGCAUCACAAAGAGCAUUUGCAAGGUUGUAGAGGUCACGCCCCAGGGAUGGUGGAUGUCGAAGGUGAGCCAGCAUCCCCUGAUUCGGAUUAUGACGACUUGCCCAUCCCUCAGAUCGACGUGCUGCAUGCGUCCGUGGAUGGGGCGGACAUUUUGGAUGCAGGUGGUGGGAUGGCUCUCCCAUUCUCGACCAUCCACGAGGCACAGCUUGGUUUCAAGGCGCAGAAGAGACGGGUGUUCAUCCCAGGACAGGAUAUUUCUGUUCGGAUCACGGACUACGAACGAAGUGUGACCACGCAUCUCCUCAACCCCAACCUGUACACGAUAGAGCUGCAGCAUGGAAACUUCUCGUGGACUAUCAAGAGGCGAUACAAACACAUUCAGCACUUGCAUCAGCAGCUCAAAUUGUUCCGAGCGAGUCUCAGUAUUCCGUUUCCAACCCGCGCCCACCGCGAACGACGCUCCAGUUUCAAGAUGGAUCGUCGUGGUUCCAAGUUGAAACGCAAGCACAGGGGAGCUUUGCCAAGGUUUCCCAACAUGCCCGAGGCUCUGGUGCCGUACGAGAACAUUGGGCAUCGUAUUGAGCAACUGCAGGAGUACCUUCAGAACUUGCUGCAGAUCGAUUUGUACCGCGACCACCACGAGACCGUGAGCUUCUUAGAGGUGAGUCACCUGUCGUUUGUACAAGAACUUGGCAUGAAGGGUAAGGAGGGGCUCGUGCAGAAGAGAACUGGCAGCACGCAACCAGGCAGAGCAGGCUGCAACUUCUGUGGCCUUCUUGACCACUAUAUCUGCGUCAGGUGUAGCUACCUGUGUAGCGACGUGUGUGGCACUUGGCGACAUCGGUGGCUCUUCGUGAAGGACACUUACAUGGGAUAUAUCCAUCCAAAGGAUGGUCUUGUCAAGUGCGUCCUGUUGUUUGACUUGGGGUUUGAGGUGUCAUCCAGCGUCUAUGCCACAGGACUGAGCCAUGGACUGCAGAUCGCAACCCUCUCCAGGCAAAUUGUAAUCAAGUGCUGGACCAAACGGAAGAGAAAGGAGUGGAUCACGUAUCUCAAAGAGGUUGCCAGCAACCAGGCUCGGGGCUUCAUUCAGAAGAAUAGAUACAAUUCAUUUGCUCCUGAGCGGGUGUCAGUAGGUGCUAGCUGGUUUGUGGAUGGCAGUAGCUACAUGUCUGCCAUUGCAAAUGCACUAGAAGGUGCCAAAGAGGAGAUCUUCAUUGCGGACUGGUGGCUGAGCCCUGAAAUUUAUUUGAAGCGGCCAUGUGUGGAUGGUGACUACUGGCGUCUUGAUAAGAUUCUGGAGCGGAAGGCGGCAGCGGGUGUGAAGGUGUUUGUGCUGCUGUAUAAGGAGGUGGAGGUUGCGCUGGGCAUCAACAGCUAUUACAGCAAGCAGCGCCUUGUGGCCGCCCACCACAAUAACAUCAAGGUGCUGCGACACCCUGACCACGCCAAGGUGGGUGUCUUCCUGUGGGCACACCAUGAAAAAAUUAUGGUAGUUGACCAGACAUACGCAUUUCUGGGUGGCUUGGACCUAUGCUAUGGGCGAUGGGAUGACCAUGAACACAGACUUACAGACUUGGGCAGCAUAUCACAGACAAUGAACUUGUUCCUGCCAGUUCGCAGGAAGCACACAUCAAGUCAUCCUGUAUCCAACUCGAAUGUGCCGCACACACUGAUGCACCUUGCCACGGCUACCAACACGGUUGUGGGCGUCCUGAGUACUUCACAGAUGGCAUUAAAUAGCAAAGGACUCGAGCCAUCUGAAAAGCAGUAUGAUGAAGCAGUGACGCCCCCAGCCAAUGAGAAAACAGGCUCAUACCAUGUUAAGUGCGAUACGCCCCCCGCCGAGCGACGUAGCCUGAUGGAGAAAGUGCUUGAGAAGACAGAAACUGCCAAGCAGCGCAGCAAGCAGUGGAUGCACUGGCUCACCCCUGAUAUUGAGGAAGAUAAGGAGAAGGGCGAGGCGGACAACAACAACUCGGCUGAAGUGCUCUCAAGUGGUGGCGUAGUCCAGAAUGGAAAUGUGAGUGAUGGCGGCCUGCAUGAGAGUGAGUUUAGCGGCGCUUGCAGCCUGAAUGAACUGAGUGGCAUGGCAAAGUAUUGGGUUGGAAAGGACUACACCAACUUCAUAGUGAAGGACUUCACCAACUUGGACCUGCCUUACCAAGACCUGGUGGAUCGAAACACGACACCGAGAAUGCCGUGGCAUGACGUAGGGACCAUGGUUGUGGGGGCUGCGGCUCUUGAUGUGGCACGCCACUUCAUACAGCGCUGGAAUGCCAUAAAGCUGGAGAAGGCGAAGCUCAACUUGUCAUAUCCAUACCUGCUGCCCAAGUCUUAUGACAGCAUUGGCCCGUGCCCACCUAUCGCAAAUAUACCUGUGCAUCGCGUCAACUGUCAGGUCUUGCGCAGUGCUUCAAGCUGGAGCGUUGGAUUCCUGGAUACAGAGACGUACGAGGAAAGCAUCCACGAGGCAUACAUUGAUGCCAUCACAAAAGCAAAGCACUAUGUGUACAUAGAAAACCAGUUCUUCAUCAGCCUUGCAUCACACAAUUCCUCCGUACAUAACCACGUCUGCGAGACUCUGUACAACCGCAUCGUGCGAGCACACAAGGAGGGCGCAGUGUUCCGCGUGUAUGUGGUGAUGCCUCUGUUGCCAGGCUUUGAGGGGGAAGUGGGCAGCCCGUCCGGUACGGCGCUGCACGCGGUCACGCACUGGAACUAUGCUUCAAUUUGCAGAGGCAAGGAAGCAAUACUCACCAAGCUCAAGGCAGCCGGGGUGGAGGACCCCAGUGAAUACAUCUCGUUCCAUGGGUUACGCACACACUCAAUACUCAAUGGGGAGCUGGUAACGGAACUGAUUUAUGUACACUCCAAGCUGCUCAUCGCUGAUGACCAUCUGGUGAUCUGCGGCUCAGCAAACAUAAAUGAUCGCAGUAUGCUAGGCAAGCGAGACUCUGAAAUAGCUGUCAUUAUCAAGGAUACUGAGUUUGAGCCCAGUGUUAUGGGUGGAGCCCCGUACCAGUGCGGCAGGUUUGCCGGGUCACUGCGGAAACACUUGUUUCGGGAGCACUUGGGUCAGCUGCAGGGCCGCUUCCUACUGGAUGACAGCGCAGAUGUAAGUGACCCAGUGAGCAGGCAUUUCUACCGGGACGUAUGGCAACACACUGCUGCGCGCAACACGCAGAUAUAUGAGGAGGUGUUCCAGUGCAUCCCCUCGGAUAGUGUUACCAACUUUCAGUCCUUGAAGCGUUACCAGGAGGAAGCCCCGCUGUGUCAUACUGACCCACCCGCAGCUAACAAGAAGCUGGAGGACGUUUGGGGCCACUUGGUGGAUCUGCCACUGGAAUUUCUGAGCAACGAGGUUCUGACUCCUACUCCGACAUCUGUUCAGGGCAUCAUGCCAACAGCUCUAUGGACAUGAUAAAGGAGACCUUGCUGCAGAAAACUGGUCUGUGGGACCUUCCCCCACGUCAGUCUCGGUGAUUUGCCUGGCAUCUGCCUGAAAGCGAAGCGUGCUGUUUGAAUUUGUGGGUCCGACUGAACUUUGCGUAUGAUGAGGUUAUUGAGGAGAGAUUUGGCUGUCUUGCCAGACCAAUUCCACUACUGACGUUAGUAGUUGGUGAAGCAUUUAUGCAGUUGUGCAUUGUACAAAUAUUGUGUGCCAUGUGAAUGGCUUCUGUGGUUUUAAUGGAAUGUCUUUCUUAGUUGUAUCUUGCCAUGAAGUUCCUCAGGACACAUGACAGUUUUAAACUUUCUCAGGGUUCGCUUCCCUCGCGUACAUCUUCUAAAGUUUGUGCCUUCUUAUAUAAGUUUUGCACAUCUUUUCCUUGAGCAGAUCUGCGUGGUCUCCGACAUUUUGCAGUUCUUGAUUGUUAGUAGUUCAGUUCUAAGGAAAAAAUUUUAAUGUGUUGGUUUUGAAUCUUUUGAUAUUUAAUUUUAUGUAAGGUUAGUGCUUUUAAAGUUUGCUCAGCUGUGAUGGUUAUUUAUAACUGUGAACAUAUUAAUAAAUUGAAGUGCGUAUAUUUUCCAAAUGACUUCAUACGUUAUUGGCCUUCACAUUUGUUUCUUACAGAUACAAAUGUAUUAUUGGAAAGUUUAUGAACAGUAUAGAAAUAACUUUGAAUAGUCAUGAAUUCUGUACGUUGAAAUAGCUGAUAAGUGCCACUGAUAUGGCGACAGACGCGCAGUGACAGGUUUACAUAAUUUAAUUAGCCACAGAGCUCUUCCAGGCUCUAGUGCUCUAAGGAUGUCUCAUCAGGCAUCAUCAGAGAUUUUAAUAAUCGGGGGGAAACCCCAGACCAUAGAACGAAAAGACUGAGGCACUGGGUUCAGUAGCGAAAGUCUUCUGACUACAGGAUGUGGGUAAAGUCACUCAUGGAUUGAACAACACUUUUAAAAAACUGAAAAAGUUAAGUCACAAGUCAGUACAAAAAAUCAAAGACGGUAACUUUUACUCGGACUGACAAUUGAAGUGACUGUGAAUAGAUGGGAUGACCCAUGAAUGUAGGACACUUACUCCAGACAACCACAACUUUAAUCCAGUUUCUUGCUGCAAAACAACCCUUUCCAAUUUGGAGUGGCUUGCCGUAUGGCAAGUAUAUAGAUGCGACAACCAGACUCAAAUAUAAAUUCAAGUUUAACUCGGUUUCCCAUUCAGUUACGUGUAAACAUGAAACAGAGAGAGAGAGAGUACAAAUGUUACUGGAUUAUGGUGAAUCUUCUUUUGCUUCUAGUACGAUGCAAGACCAGUCAGUGCAUGUGGUUUUGUCUCUAGACGUAGGAUUGCACCACACCUUCAAAGCACAUCUCGGAAUGGUCCCUUGGGCGGUGACGUUCCAGUUGAAUAUUGUUGCCUUCCAAUUUCAUGGUCUGAUUCCACAUCCUUUGGAUUGAACGUCGCUCGGUUGAUAUUGUCUUCCCAGCCAACUAUUCUGGCUACCUUUUGUUAAUAAAUACUUUGGCAGACUCCUUGAACAUUACUGCGCUUCCCACUGCCAGGCAACGAGUACUCUCUUAACGUCUCAGUACUUCCUCCUCUGCUGCCAGAUGUGGUUCUUGUCCGUAUCGGUACUUCAGUCUUUUGUCUGCUGACCAACAAGUCACGUUCGUUGUCUCCCCCCGUGACCUCCGCUUCCUCGGCGUGGUUGUCACACAUGCGUAGUCUAUUUUGCGCGUGCCAAGCAAUCUCACAGAGUGCAUAACACCCAGUAGGUGACCAGUCGCUGUGGAGGGGUACAGCUCUUAGCUUGAUGUAAUCUCGCCGUGACCGAACGCGAGACCAUUGAAAAUUUACAGCAUAGCAACAAACUAUUUUAUUUGUAGUUCAUUAGAUACACAGUAAAAGCCCAAUGUGACAAAUGGGUAUCUGUAAUAAGAAAUGUUUUUUUUUUUGUUCACAGUUAAUAUAAUUAUAUUUUUUGUUGUAAGAAGCUUGCUCUUUCAGUAUUUUCUGUAUAAUGCGAGUGUUUUGGUGCUUUCUGCAGCCAUGAAAAUGUGUUGUGGUCUUUGUUUCUUAUUUUCACAAAAUAAGUCUGAGGUGUCAGUAAAAUGCUGCCGCGUUGUUUUUCUCUCCCCAUUCCUCGUGCUGUUGCAACGUGACUUGGUCACUGCUGCUGUUCUCGGUGGGCUGUGUCCCACUGGGAACGCACUACUGUCACUGCUGCUCUCUAUCAGAUGAGGGGUAUCCACGUAUUUGAUACUUGCCUUCAAUUGUCAAGGAGUAUUUAUGUAUAAUUCAAUUCCCGAUGAGACUGAACAGAGAUGAUUGAAUCGGAAUAUUUUACGCACUUGCACGGUGACUAGGGGGAUAAAGCAGCGAUUUGUGUACGGGAAAUUGCCCCACACCUCUUCUGCUGUGAUGAAGACAUUAAAGGUGAAGUGGAUGAUGUACCAAUCAAAAUCUUUUGUGCAAAUUGCAGUUGGUGAAGUGAGUGUGAAAUAUGUUCUUCACAUGCAACAAAUCCAUUCAAUAAAUGAUAUUUAUUUUUGA